Drosophila eugracilis is the source of this 8980-nucleotide messenger RNA. It is a transcript of the gene Cngl, whose product is annotated as protein Teyrha-meyrha. Gene Ontology annotation, molecular function: protein-containing complex binding; monoatomic ion channel activity. Bases 17 to 5986 code for a protein of 1989 amino acids. Lineage: Eukaryota; Metazoa; Arthropoda; Insecta; Diptera; Drosophilidae. Gene Ontology annotation, biological process: transmembrane transport; monoatomic ion transport. The record is from RefSeq and is a predicted model, not a curated record. Gene Ontology annotation, cellular component: membrane. The transcript has 18 exons.
UUGAGUGGAUGUCAGGAUGAAACUGAGCGUGAGCGCGUAUCGGGCGCAUGCAUCCGCACACAAGAAGAUCCUCUCCAGCGGCUAUCACUCACAGCUCAACUACGGCAGCACUGGAGCGGCAGCGGCAUCCUCCUCGUCGUCGGGGGCCACUGCAACGGGCCUAUAUACGAUGGAAGCCCACGAGCACGAAGCGGGCAAGUUUGUCAAGGAUGUGGCCCGUCAGGUGCAUGACUGCAAUAGCGAUACGGACGUCAUCAGUCCCACGGGCACUAGUAGUUCCGGUGGAGGCGGCGGCGGCGGCGGUGGAACGGGUGGACCCGGCGGCGGCGGCGGUGGAUCCGGUGGUGCUGGUCCCAGCGACGGUGGCUAUCAUAAGCGGCACCACAAGAUGGUACGCGAUGAUGAUAACAACAGUGCGGCGCACUCCUCGGACAGUAAAAGUCCCAGCCAGCGGAAAUCGCGUAUCGGAGAUGGAGCUUCAGAUCCAGAUUCCGAUUGGACACGAUCGAAUCAGCGCUGGAUGAAGCUGCGCACCACCGUGCAAAUCUCAUCGGCGAUACAGAAGAAACCACCGCUCAAGCGCGAAGACUCCUUCCUGAAGCGUUUCUCGACUAGACAGAUACCCGAAACACAGGAAACUGUUGAAGAUACGGGUUCAGAAAGUGCCUCUGGUGACGUCGACAAGAGUGUUAAACGACGGCGACGCUAUCUGCAGAAACGACGAUCCGUUGUUAAUCCAGAUGAAAAUUUUUACUUCUAUUGGUUAAUGAUGUUAACUGUAUGUGUUCUAUAUAAUCUAUGGACCCUAAUUGUGAGGCAGAGCUUUCCUGAACUGCAGCAAUCUGUGCCCACGUUUUGGCUCAUCUGCGAUUCGAUGACAGAUGUUGUAUUUAUCUUAGAUAUAAUAGUUCAAUUACGCACAGGCUAUCUGGAGCAGGGCCUAAUGGUAUACGAUGACAGGAAGCUGGCCUGUCACUAUGUUCACUCGCGCGACUUUAUCUUCGAUAUGAUAGCGCUGAUACCAUUGGACUUGCUGCAGCUCAAGAUGGGCACACAUCCGCUCUUGCGUUUUACGCGCUUUUUUAAAGUUUAUCGAUCUGUGAGAUUUUAUUACAUCGUAGAAAGUAGAACAGUUUGGCCAAAUUUAUGGCGCGUUGUUAACCUAAUUCAUAUCCUGUUAAUACUGGCACACUGGUUCGGUUGUUUCUAUUUUUUACUCUCCGAGGCGGAGGGCUUUCAGGGUGAUUGGGUCUAUCCGUAUCGACCUGGGGACUAUGCCACCCUGACGCGCAAGUAUCUGGGCAGCCUGUACUGGUCGACCCUGACACUGACCACCAUUGGGGACCUGCCCACGCCCGAAACGAAUGCAGAACCGAACUUUUCGGUGGACGGCCCACGAUCAAUUCCCAGGCGUGGCAUUAAAUCUCGCCUUCUGCAAUUCGGCUCUAGCUAUGGAUAUAUUUUUACGAUCGUUAGCUAUUUGAUUGGUGUUUUUAUCUUCGCCACCAUUGUGGGCCAAGUGGGCAAUGUGAUAACGAACCGAAAUGCGAAUCGCCUGGAGUUCGAGCGCCUGCUGGAUGGGGCCAAGACCUACAUGCGGCACCACAAGGUGCCCGGAGGAAUGAAACGUCGCGUGCUGCGGUGGUAUGACUACAGUUGGUCCCGCGGCAGGAUACAGGGUGGCGGUGACAUCAAUACCGCUUUGGGCCUGCUGCCCGACAAGCUGAAAACCGAAUUGGCCUUACAUGUCAACCUCAGUGUGCUGAAGAAGGUGACCAUAUUCCAAGAGUGCCAGCCCGAGUUCCUUCACGAUCUCGUGCUCAAGAUGAAGGCAUACAUCUUCACCCCGGGCGACUCAAUUUGCCGGAAGGGCGAGGUGGCCCGCGAAAUGUUCAUCAUCGCCGAUGGCAUCCUGGAGGUUCUCAGUGAGACGGGAAAGGUUCUAACCACCAUGAAAGCUGGUGAUUUUUUUGGCGAAAUCGGCAUCCUCAAUCUGGAUGGGCUUAACAAACGCACGGCGGAUGUGCGUUCCGUGGGCUACUCGGAGCUCUUCUCACUCUCCCGCGAGGAUGUCCUUGCUGCCAUGAAGGACUAUCCGGACGCCCAAGAGAUCCUGCAGACCUUGGGCCGCAAGCGACUUAUGGAGGUGCGCUGCGUGAACAAGAAGUACGCCAAGGCGCAGAGUGACAAGGAGGCGGCCGCCUAUGCAGCGGCUCAUCCCCAUCACCAUCAGAGCCACCACCAGGGACAGGUCCAUCAGAGUGAUAGCAGCGAGAAUAGUUCAUCGAAGAAGAUUGUGGACAAGCUGAAGCACGACGUCAAGGGCUUUCGGAAUGUGCUCAAGAAGUCCAGGACCUCUCGUAAAAGCGAUGAGUCCCUGGAGAUGCAGCCACUUCAUAAUACUUCACCGCGUGGCAGUAAGAUCCUGCUGAAGCGCAUGUCCCGGGUGAGAUCGGAUGAAAAGGAUGCGGAUAGUGCCGAGGCCAAGGAUGAGUUGCACGACAAGACGCCCAGUCCGAUUGGAGCGGGUCUGCCAUUGCUGCAGCGCCUUCGGCUGCUCAAGGAAAAGCAAGAAUCGAUCCAGGAGGAGCCCGAACGCGAGUUCAGCGAAGGCUUUCCCCUGAUCCAGCGACUCCAGCAGUUGAAAAUUAAGAACGAACCGCAGGCAAACGCCGCCGAACCCGGCGUCGUCAUGGUCAACACACCGCCCAACAUCAGCAGCAAGAUAGAUUCGCAUUUCGGAGCCAGUCAGGCAGGAGGAUCGCUUCCAGGAUCGAAUGGGAUCUCGGCACCGGGACAAUCGCUGACAGUGGCCCAGAUCAAGCCCAUCAUGAAGGUCUCCUUUAAGCAGAAAAUCCAGCAAUUGCAGGGCGGCGGAGGAGCCAGCAGUUCGCCAGGGCCAAGUACAGGAGCCAUAGCCAAAAAGGAGCCACCCAAGUCACUGGCCUUGGUGGCGAAGCAUGCCACAUCCGAGGAUCCCGUUGCAGCAGCUGGACUGGGUUUGGGCCUGGCCAUGGGUGGUAGCUCAGGCAUAGCCACCAUAUCGAAAAGGAUGGCCAAACCAGGCCAUCGGAUGGCCACACCCCUGCAAUCCGACACGGACACCGAUGGUACGCCCAUCAAGCCGUGGUCCAAGCUGAAACUGGCCACAUUGAUGUCCUCCAGUUACACGAGCUUAACAAACUGUUCGCCGGAUGACUUGGCCUCGCCGCUGAAGAACUACUCGCUGAGCAACAUACCCCAGCAGAUGGAGACGCAUCCACGGCCACGUCAUCACAGCGCCAGGAGCAGUUCAAGAUCACCGCGGCACGGACACCAUCAUCACGGUGGUCAUGGCCAUCACCAUCAUCCAAGCUCGUCGAGUACAACCGGUUCGUCGGCCAGCCAGGCGAAUCAGGUGGCGGCCAGCACCAAGAGGGAUUACCUGCGUCUCCAGAAACCGGAGCAGCAUUUGCCCGACGGCGAACUGACCGAGCUGGGCGGUAAUGGACGAAGGAAGCUCUACCAGAGCGUCUUUGAUCUAUCGCCGGAAUACUGUGGAUUGCCGUUCGUCAAGCGUUUGAAGAUCCUGAACGAACGCCAGAAGUUGGCGGAACUGGAACGGGCCCUGCAAACCCGUAGCUUUAGCCUGGACUGCUCGAAAUCCGGACCAGAUAGCAAGGUGCCCAUUACGGAGUCAUUGUAUCGUUGCUAUAGCGACACCUCCGGCAUCUAUUCGCAGUUCCUCAGUACAUACGAGUCGACCACCAGCUCCACAUCGAUAUCCACCAAUACUUCCGCCUCUGCAUCGGCAUCCGCCUCCGCUUCCGCAUCUGCUUCGGAUAGCAACUCUCGCCAGUUACAGUAUGUGCCCCUGCCACUUAGUCCCGAAUCGAAUGAGACCAUGGAACGUCGCAAGCUGAAGAGCAUACUCAAGAAGCUGCAGAUGGGCGGGGGUCAACAGGAGGAGGCGGGACCGGGUACGGGCAUGGGACAGGGACACGGACAGGGAACGGUAACGGGAACGAACGGGUCGAAGAUCAACUCGAGUGCCAACCAAAAGGGCCAGGGCCUGCCGGCGGAGCCGACCUUGGAAGGGUACGUGGCUAGGCACAGUAAGCUCUUGAAGAGUGUAACCUUCCAUUCCACUCUUUCCAGCCCGCCCGCCAGUGCCAAGGAUGAGGAGGUAUCUCCCUUCGGCGGUGCUGCGGCGAUCGGUUCGGUGAAUAACGGUGGUUGCGGUAACGGUACGAUUAACGAUAAUACCGUUAGCUUGAGUUCGCGUUCGAAUAACACUGCGUAUACGUGUCCGCCGCCAUCAUCAUCGGCGGUGGCAUUUCCGUUUCCGGUACCGGUACCGGUACCAGCAAUUCCAAUUCCUUCCGGAUCCAGCGCUAUUCCACAUCCCUUGUCCAGUUCGGAGGCGGCGAAUGUCUGGUCGCCGACGUUGACGUUGGUAACGCCCACGAAUUCGCCCCAGGAGAGUUUCGCGUUUCCUGCCCAACUGCAGGGGGAGUUGGGCGGACAUGGAAACGGACGCGGACUCGUUGGUAGCGUUGGCAGCGCCUCAGCGUCGUUGUCGCCAGCGGGAACAAUAGCAGCAGCUGCAGCAGCAGCAGCAAGUGCAUCCGCUUCCGCUUCCGCCUCGUAUGUCGUCGAGUGCUCAUCGUCGUCGAAUCAGAUCCUUCAUGCCCAGUCCACAACUGAUUUGAAUUUGAAUUUGCAGCUCAGGCAGAACACGACCAGUGCGAUGGGCGGAACAGGUUCAGGACCACGUCUGGAAGGCUUCCCGGAGGCACAGGACUACUUCAAUCAGAUCCUCAGCGGCAUCAAUCACGUGAUCAAGACCCACAUGAACGAAAUGCACUCCAAGUUCGAGACUCAGUUUUCCAGCAUGGCCGGCGAAGUGCGACGACGUGAUGCCAUCAUUGCCCAGCUGCAGUUGAAGCUGCGCUCCAUUGAGGGCAAGUCUGCGGGUCCAGUGGCAUCUACUUCUACGUCGGCCUUGGUUCUGCCACUUAGUCGGCGGCAGAAGCGAGAGAAGAUGUCUCAGCUGUCGGUGGACGAUGAUGAGCCGCCCGAGGAGGAGGACAACAGCAGUUCGGGAUCUUCAGCGGAGCUUCUGUUUAUGCGUGGUGAUUCCCUGGACACAGUCUUCACCUCAUCGCCGCCCAUCCAAGGCGGCAGGCGCAGCAUAUCGCCGGGACCAAGUCGUCAUCAUGCCGCCUCGGCCAACGCCCUGAACUGCCCGAGUAGCUACUACGGUGGACCCGGCUCCCUCAGCUCCCGUCACGCCCAAAGCCAUCCCAGUUUCUACUCUGGCCAGGGCAACGGACGUAGCAGUGGGCGUAGCAGUGGCUAUCGCGAAUGGAGCGGCGGAGCAGAUAGCCUAGGCAGCGGGAGUGGAUCUAGCAGCGCUCUCAUGGUGGCCGAUGUCACGGGUAAUCUGGCUCGCUUGUCGGACAGCGUCAUCCUGGACAUUGGCGAAAGCUCCAGUUCGAGUUCAUCGUCCAGCAAGAUAAAUAUGGCCGAUGUAGAUGACGACGAGGAGGAUGAAGAAGAUCCCAGGAGGCGGGAUCCACGAGAGGACGAAGAUCUAGAUAGCGGCGGCGGCGGUGGUGGAGGUGGCACGGCAGGCCACAACGACUGGGAGGUACAGAUGCUGGCGGCCGAGAUGGAACGGCAGGAACGCAAACGCGGACACUCCCUCUCCGACAAUCUGGGCGAGCUGAAGCACUGCAGCACGUUUCUGCGACGGCGUCGGAAGUUCAGCGACACGGAAACGGAAUUUAGUGAGACGGACAUGGAAGAGCAUCUGGCCAGAUCGGGUAGUGGCGGCUCCAUAGAUCCAACUGGUUCAGGACCCUCUGGCUCUACAUCCACGGGCCACCAGAGCGGCAGUCAGCGACCAAGAGCCUCCAGUUUGGAUCAAUUCAAUCUGCGCUAUGGCAUCGGACGUGGAAUCUUUAAAGCAAUGAGCAUCGACCGUGAUAAAGACAAGCUUUGAGAACUAUAAUCACGACCAAAUCUAACCCGAUCCCGAUCCCGUUCCCGAUCCUCAACACUAACCACCUCAACCCAAUCUCAACCAGAAGCAAGUUCAACUGCAGACAACCAAUAAGCAAUGGAAUUUGGACAGUAUUACCAUGGUACAAGAACUAAGUAUAUAUGUAAAGGAUAUACAAACACUAAGGAGGAUGUGACGUCAUAUAGACCUAUAUUCUAUAUAUGUUUAGCCCUAACGAAAUCCCCCAGCAAAACGAAUCGAUAUAUACAGAUAUACAACAUACAAAAGAAAAUAAAGACCCGAUCGAGAUAUAUAUAUAUAUAUAUACUAUAUAUAAAAUGUAGAUUUAACGGAAACAACAACUACUACUAAAAACCGAGAAACAAACACACAAAUAGCCAGAGAGUGUUCCCAAGCCCCUGUUCGAAUUAGGACUUUUCUUUUUAGCUUUUUUAUAUCGUAAAAGUUAUCUCUAUUAAGGGACCUUGCAAGGGUUGUUAGCCUUUAACCAGAGGUUAAGCUUUAUCGGUUCGGAGGAUCGCUUUUUGUGAAAUUUUAAACUUUUCUUUAAGUUUUUGUUUAACUCUUCUGUAAUAUUACUUAAAUUUCUCAUUAUUUAUUAAAAAAUAUUGAUUAAUCUUAACUUUAACUUAACCUUUAGUUAUCUUUCUCACAAAAGUUGUUAUAAUUAUCUGUUAUACUGUUAUAUGCUUUCUAAAAACACUUUGCAAGGUUACUUAAGAUCUACAAAAACCAAUUCCUAACAUCAUUUAGCACUUUUUUUUUGUCUAGAACUUAAAAAAAGAGAGAGAGUGUAUGUGUGUGCGAAGAAGCUAGCACGAGAGAUGAUAAUUCCCACAUUAAACCGUCCUGAAAAACGUCCAUGCCACAAUGUUGCAUGUUUGUUCAUUUUGUAUGUAUCUGUAUUUGUAUCUAUAGAACACCAAAUCGUACCCAAUCACAUCUCAUUCUGAACCCAAAUCGGUAUAUUGAUCUGUUGCUUUGUUUAGUUCAUGGUAGGGCGGGGGUCUCUGGGGUCUCUCUACAGAUGUAUAUACCUCUUAUUGUUAGAGACUAUGGAACAUAUAUAUACAUACAUAUAUAUAUACAUAUAUUUUAAGUACGUACAUAUAUAUAUAUACACAGAAAUAUACAUAGUUAUAUAUAUAUCUAUAUAUGAACUAGUGUAAUGAAAACCGAAAGCUUUAAUAACUUAUAUAGAAAACUAUUUAAGAAACAUUUUAAAUACUAAUCGAUUCGGACAAAUGUUUUCAAAUAGAACAACAGGCCAAAAACCAUUUCCAACAAGCCAACACACACACAUAAGGCAUACACACACACACACACACACAUAACACACACACGUGCAUACAAAAACAAAAAUAUCUAAAAUAUAGAGCCUAUAAUAUGCAUAGAUUAGCGAUUUACUUGUUGAACAACCUCGGUUCGAGCUGUUAAGCCUAUCUAAGCGUUAGUCGAACCUAUCGAAAAACUUAGACUUGCCCUCGUUGUUAUCCUCCCUGCCUCGCUAACCCUACAUCCUUUUCGGUUUCCUUUGCCCUGAUCUAAGGCUGGCUUGCUUCCCCCUUCAGAUAUCCUUCUCUCAUCCCUCUCCUCAUCCACUAACUAAUCUCGCUCUAAGAAACCACAACUCUAGCCCUGUAAGUAGUUUAGCGCUGAUCAAGAUCUAUUUCGACACCGAAAAAAAAAGAAAAACUUAAAACAAAAAUAAGAAGAAAAUGUAUCUCAAGACUAUGUGUAGGCAGCAAAAGGAACACAACAUGAUUGUUAAUUGUUGAUUUUUAUCGUUUGAUUUAUCGUUUUUAUCGUUGCUCUGUGAACUAAUCGCUUAAAACUUAAAGACAGCUAACUAGCCAGGCCCUAGACGCACUCACUAAUCAGACGGUAGAGUCAGAGUAGAGAAAACUUUAGACACCCAACUCUAGUGUUUCGUAGUUUCAACUAGCCAACAGGAAAAAAAUGGAUGUUAAGCUGUACUCAAGCCACUUACUAUCGCUCUGGCUAUCUUGGCUAUCCGAUAACUAUCGUACUGUACUAAGUGCACUAAGGAACACAAACAUACACACACACACAAACAUACAGAUGCCACAUACAGACAUACAAAAAAGGAUCUUAAAUGAUAACUAGUAAAGUUUCUAACAAAAAAAACUUACAAAAUUCCUUUAAGUUUAGCUAGUAAUCAGUUUUUAUCGAUGGUUUUGGUUAGAAAACAUCGAUAAGAACCGAUUGCUAUUCAAAAUGACUACUUUUUCAAAAGGGAAAAAGAAGUUUUACUUUCUUCUUUUAAAAACUUCACAUUUUCUAAACUUUUUCACUAUACUUGGGUAUAUUUCUAAGAUUUAGAUUGCCUUUUUAUAGGGUUAAGACCUACAGUCCUCCACCACUAGUCCACAGCAAGUUACAAAACCUGAAAUUCAAGGAACAAGGAAUUCUCAAAUGGGUUCAAAAUACAGAUAAAAACAAACUUCAACUACAUAAAGUUAAAAACACAAACAACAACAAACUUAAAUGGGUCACAGCCAGCUAAGCAGUCCAACUAAAUGUAAUAAGACAAACGACAAGCACAACACUUAUGUAAUUCAAACCAAAAAAACAAAAACAAAAAACGAGAGAAGAAAAGAAAGCAAAGAGCAGUAAAGUAACUCUAUAUAAGAUUUUGAUUUAGUCCUUUAACGGAUUCCUUUGUUUGACAAGGCCAGAGUGUUGGGAAAGCCUCAAAAAAGAGGAAAACCAUUUAAAUUGAAUUACAUACGCCAGGGACCACAAAAUGUUUUUUUGUCUCUUUUUUAUAAACAAAACAAACGAAAAAAAAAACAAGUAAACAAGUAAAAAGUAAAUGAAAAAACAAAUAAAAGGUUUAAACACACAAAAAAGGAAAACCUAGCAAGUUUUAUGAUAAUAAUGAGAAAGUGUUAUUGACCUGAUGGUAGGCAGUCAUAUAAUCAUUUAGCCAGGCACCCAUUAUAUAGUCAC